Messenger RNA from Caenorhabditis sp. 36 PRJEB53466, 7522 nucleotides. NCBI's taxonomy places the organism in Eukaryota, Metazoa, Nematoda, Chromadorea, Rhabditida, Rhabditidae. The record is from the annotation of a GenBank genome assembly.
AUGGAAAGGGUGUUGAAGUUUCUCAGAACGCGAUUUAACCAACCGAGUGACAGCGAUCAAAUAGGAAAUUACGCUGUUUUUGAUGAAGUAAGGUUUGCAUAAUUUUUUUAAACAUUAGCUGUCGCAGGGUAACCGAGGAGGGUUUCCUUCGAAUGUAGUUGCGUUUGAUUACGAAAAUGGAGUCAUUGCAAUUGGAACAUUGAGCGGGGAAGUUAGCUUCUACGGGUACAAAGGUGCAUCUUGGUCAAUCGACUUGAACAAGACAGUUACUACUAAUGUUGACGUUGUGAACAUUGUGAAAAUUCAUUUUGUUUCCAAGGAUAAGCUCUUUGUUUUGUGCCGUGGUCCAUUUAUCACAUGCCUCGAAAUAAAAGGUAAGAAUGCAAUUGAAAAGAAUAUUGUAUAUUGCCAUUUCCCAGAUGGAAUUAUCUUGUUGAGCAGGAAUCUGUGCUACAGCGAAAACUAUGCGUUCAAAUGGAAUUGCACAUUUAUCCGGAAAAAGUUCGAGGCGCUAGUAUUUUGUUAGUUUUCGUGGGCCAAGUAGUUUGAAAGUUCAACAAUAAUCUCUCCGAAAGAUAGUGGUCUCUUGGGCCACUUUUGAAAAAAAUAUGUUUGCUUUCGAAAAAUGAUGUUUUUGAAGCGGGAGAAAUUUUUAUCGAAGAAGUAGUUGUCUUUGGAGUCCGGGUAUUUAUUUUCGAGACAGGAGCACAAAUGAAAGAAAAAUAUUGAUAGCCAAAAACUGCUUCUGAUUUUCUUCUUGGUUGAUUUAGCCCAAAUCUUGGGUAGUAUGGACAUAAGGUAAAAAUAUUAAAAAAUUUAUUUAAAAAAUUUAUUGUGAUGAUAUAAUGACCAUUUUUUCUCAAAGGUGAUUCAUGGGACCAUUUCUAAAAAGAUCAUAUUCGGAGUUGAACAUUUUUGAGAAAAUCUCAGAUUUCCUGGAGUGUUUCCAAUUGAUUUGAAAUUUUUCGUUUGAGUAUCUUAUGACCCCUUACCACAAAACCGCUGUUGGGAAGUGAGCUUGAGAUGUUCAGGUUUUUAAAAACUCCCAAGUGUAAACGCCGAUCCUUGUGAGGGAAGCCUUCGAUCCUUGUGAGGGAAGCCUUCGAUCCUUGUGAGGGAAGCCUUCCACUCUUUUAUCAAACACUGGCCAAGAUCUUCGAUUAUUCGAAAUACUAAUGGGGUUAUUCAGGCUGUGAAAAAAAUGAUUUUUUUUUGAUUUUUCAAUGAGCAAUUCGUAAACUGCGACCCAAAAAGCCUCGUACGUGAUAUUCCAAAUUUCUACGAAAAAGCACGAACAAAUCCUUUCUAACUUUGACUCUUUGAACCCGUGCCGAGCUACGAUAAGCUCACUUUCCAAUCGCGGUUUUGUGUUAAGGGUUUAUGGGGUAUUAACACAAAACACACAAAACACGUUGAUUAAAAAGGAAAAUCAAUGUUUUGAGUGAUUAAAUUAAAUAAUUCAAAAACAACCUUAGAACAUUGUAGAGUUUUUUAGACAUGGACAACCAAGUUUUCCAACUAUAUCAGAACAAACCCGACACUCAGACGUUGGUAGACAAAGAUCAUCUCGAGAACUGGAUUGCUCAAGAAACUGAAAUAACACAUAUCACUCACUUACCAGAAAACCCGCGUAUUCUGUUGUUUUGCACAGCUGAUGGAACUAUCCUGGUUUUCAAAGAACAACAAAUUUCGAUGAAACUGGAAAUGAAAAACUUCGAAGAUGACCCGAUUCUAGUGAGUAAAGCAAUUGAAAAUUCUUCGCUGAAAACUCUAACUAGGGGAGUCCUCUGAACACCAUUAGAGAAUCUCUCGAGAAAAAUCAUGGAGAACUUUAAGAUCUCAACAUAGAAAAAUUAUAGAAAAAACCGGAGAACGCAGUUGAAUAUUUUAAAGUGAAAGUCAAAUUUGUUGAAAAUUACACCUGAAAAUUAGACAUAAUUAUAACCUAACCCCAAAAAUUAUCAAAAUUCCCAUGAAUUAGUUCAGGAAGGAAAAAACCAAUUAAUAAUUACCAGUUAAUAUUUACUCUUCCUCGACAAGAUCUCAAACUGACUACAAUGCAUGUCAUAUCUUUUAGACCCCCUCAAUUUUGGACUCCGGGAGCAAACCAAAGAAGAUAUCAAAAAUCUGUUAAUGCCAAUCGAUUUGGCAUACAAAGUAACCCCCGCGGCCGAUUUGGACCCAUCUAAAAACAUUUCAUGCUCACGCACCAUAAAAAACUGAGUUUCGGCCGCGAAAUAAGUUUAGGAGGCCCUCAAAAAUGACAAAGUUUUUUGGAAAACUGGCGAUUUGAGAGUCAAAACGUAUUGCAGAAUUGUUAGAACUGCAGAAACAUGCAUUUUGACAUUAUCCCUACAUCUGGAACUUACUGGUGCUUAUUUUUUGUGUACCGAUUUUUGUGGUUGGUCCAAAAACAGUGAAUAUUGGAGCAAAUCGAGUUUCAACGAGCAUAACUUUGUUGAAACUUCUUUGUUUCUCACCAGACUUGGACAAAACGUCACCAAUAACAUUGAUAUGUCCAAAUGAUAACAAAUAAUGGAACAUUGGGGUUUCGGAUGGAAAAUCUUGAAAAACGGUGCUGGCACUUAAAAAUUGCCAGAUGGUCUUAUAGAUAUGACAUGUCCAAAACCCCGACUUUCUGAUGGUGUGUGGGUGUGAAACGAGUUAUGACCAUGAAAAUUUGCCUCCGGAGGUGACUUUUAUGCCAAAUCGAAUGGCAUUAACAGAUUUUUAAUACCUUUUUUGGCUUGGUCCAGGAGUCCAAAAUUGAGUGGUCUUAAAGAUAUGACAUGCACUUUACAGAGUGGCAAUUAAGUAUACAACUUUUUUCCUUAACCCUAAUGGUAUUGUCCAUCCUUCACCAUUUUUUGGCAACUAAAAAAGAAUUCCCAAUUUUUUCGCGGGUCCUGAAAGUGAGUGAAACUUGCGCCGCAGGCGACUGUUUGGCAAUAUUCAAAUAUUGGCACAAAAAUACAAAUGACAACCGCUAACACUCAAAUCGUUCAUAAACUAAAUAUUUGAACCAUUAUCAACAUUUUUCCGCAAUGGGCGCAAUUAUCUAAAUUUAUCUGGCCCAAUAGAAGCAAUAUGAGAACGUUGCAUACUCAAUUGCCACCCUGUUAAAUUUUUAUGUACAAAAUAAGAGUGGUGUCCGCCUAUCUGUCUGUUUUUUUGAAUGUCCGUAUAGCGCGGCAGAAAGAAAGGGAGAGCAGACGAAACCAAGUAAGGUCCCCCUAACAUGCCAAAACAGCAAUUUGAAGUAUUAAAACAGCAAAAGUUUGACAGAAACAGUUUUCCAAAUGUUAAAUUUCUGAAAAUUUUCAUCAUAUUUUGUGAAACCACCUUCAUUUUCUAAAAAUAUUCCCUAAAAUCAAAAGACUAAUCUUUCCAAAAUGGCAGUUUUCCAGCAACUGUUCUGGAGUUCAACUGAAAACAUUGCAUACGGUAUCUCGAGCAAUCAUACAUAUACAAAAUGGAAAUUCACUCUCGGAAAGGACGAUUAUGUGAGAACGACUGAGAUUAGCAUCUACGAUUCAAAACUGUUCGGCCCAUACCCAUGUCAUCAGAUAAAACAUUUCAACGUUGCCACAAGCAAUCAGUAAGACACUUUAAAUAGGCACAUUUUAUUUUAAGAAAACGGAAUGCACGGCAAUUGAAAUAUUUUUUACAGAAGUGACGGAACAGAUAUUUUGAUUUAUCAAGGCGGAAAGAGCUCUGGAAAAUACGAUGACAGAGACCUUAUUACAUUGAGAGUCAACCAGCAUUCAGAAAAAUUAGAAGUGUCGUCAGAAGUAGUUGGAAUUGCAACUGUUGAUGGAUCUUACGGUUAGCAAGAGCAAAAUAAUUUUUGUCAAUUCCUUUUUUCAACAGAUGAUAACAAAAAUGCUGGGAUUAUUUUGAUUUGCACAAAGUGCGAAAUAAUUGGCAUCGAUCUGAAAACUGAAUUUUUUAAUAUGUUGCAACCUCGGCAUUUCAUUUCUAUCAAUAACAGCACUCCUACCACGCACGCAAAAACAAUUGAAAUUGAAGAAAACGUUUGGAAUCGACUCGAAACCGUAAGAUUGUUAUUCAUUUUUAGUUCAUUCUUCAAAAAUUUUACGUAAAGAAUCUACUCCUCAGGUAAAUUGCUAUUAAUCUAGUUAACCAAUUUGCGUUUCUAAGCGAACCUUGUUAUUCGGUAAACCUCUGCAACUUCUGAGCAGACUUUGGGGUGACAGUAGCUUUUGAGCAACAGUUUAGUAACUUUUGAGCAAACUUUUGUGAUAAGCAUUAUUUUUAGUUACAUUCCAACAACUUUUGAGCAAACGAUCGGCGAAGUUUUGAGCAACACUUCAUGAACUUCUGAACAAACAUUAUGGCAAUAGAAAAUUCUGCACAGAACUUAAGCAACCUUUGCGCAGAACACCAGCAGCUAUUGAGCAGAAGUUAGAUGAAGGUUGCUGAAGUUUUGCUCAAAAGUUUCCGAGGUUUACCGAGUAGAUUGCUAGUUUACUGCGAUUAGAUUGCUGAUUCUACUGACUAGACUAAUACAUUUUUUUAAUUAGACUGAACAAGCAAAUUAGAUUGCAAAACACAUAUAACAGAUUCAAAAAUUCAGCUAAUUAGAUUAACACUUCGGCUGCACCUAGCUAGAUCAUGUUAAUAUUGCAAAAUCAUCUAGCUAGAUUCAGAUUUCGGUAGCAAUCUAACUAGAUUAGGUUAGAAACACGACCGAGAAACUUUAGAUUGUAGUACAAGCAGUUUUGCUUGGGAUACCAAGCCGUUUCAUAAUCGUUUGUCGGGGUGCAGACUGAUCAGUGCUAUUUGCCUAAAACGAAUCCGUUUGAUUUGGAACUCGGCAAAAUAGUAAAAACAUGUCCAUAAAAAAAUUUACCAUGAGCACCGGAGCCGCGCAGGUAUGCACCACCGUAGCGUCAAACUUUUUUGCGGGUAAAUAAGCGCCAUCCUGUACAUGCACUAGCAUAGAUAAAAUGUGCUAAAAACGUUGCGCUGAAUCCAGAUGGUCACUGUUUAAAAAAAAGUUAGCGGUCAGAUUUCGAGAUAGUUUCUGACUGCCAUACUUUUAAAUAAAAAAUUCCGUAAACGUUUCUAACAAUUGCCAGCAACGCGAUCAUUUUAAUUAUGUCUUAUUGCACAACUUUGCAGUUAGGCAUAUUUAAAUUGCGCAAAAACUGACAGAGAUACAAUAGGUCGAAGGUUAGAAAGUGAUUUAAUCGUUGAAAAAGUGAUGAUUUCUCGAAAAAUUUUGACCCGUUUAAAAAUGAUAGUCAUUCUUACUUCUCAAAAGUCUGUCGAUUCCCAUAGUCUCGUUAAAAAUUAGGGAAUACAUUACGAAAGCAUUCUUUGUGAGUCUUUUUGAAUUAUUUUCAAGCUCACGUUACCUGAUUUUCCAUUUUACAGGCAAGUAAAAAAUUUUGGGAAGCGAAUAAUUUUUCUUCUCGAAGUUGGCCGCUAUACUCUCAAAAGGAGACUGUGACAGAUGCGAACUCACAAAGGGCCGCAUUCCGUCAAGUUUAUUUGUCAGGGCAUUCAAAUGGAAAUAUAUGUGUGUGGACAACUGGAGGUGUCAAUAUGGCGCUGUCGUUGAUCAUAAAAACUUCGUUGGAGUUUGAGUGUGGAUCCACUUUUCAAGUACAGUUCUUCCAGUUUUCUGAUUUCGCAAUGUUCACAAACUGAAGCCAAAUGUUCAAAAAAAAAUUAGACUUCAGUACACAAACAGACAGAGACAGAAAAAACGAUGCAUUUAAAAAUGCAUGUUUCAGAAUGACAGUGAUGAUUUGGAAGAGACGACGAAGAACACAGUUCGCAGGGUGAGCAUUUCAAAGAUACGUUUCAAUAAAAUAUUCACUUUUUUUAGAUUGGCUUAUACGACCCAUUUGAUGAUGAUGAAGAAAUGUGCAUAACUAGAGUUUGUUUUGAUUCAAAGUCAGGCAUGAUCCUUGCAACGAAUAGAGGAGGAUACGUGCUAAUGUACGAACUUUGUGAAGAGUCACAGACACUUUCUACAUAUGAACCUGUGAUAGCUAGUUUUCAAGACACUAUCCAAUCUUGUCAGCAAAACUUGAAACCACGAAAAGAAAGCGUUGAUUACAUUUCGGGAUAUCAACCACGAAAAACAAGCGGAAGUGAAACACCGUGAGUUUUUGAAAAAUUAGCUUUUCAAAGAACGUUCCGUGGAGAUGUUUGAAACUACCAAAUAGUCGCGGUAUUUCAGACUUGUAUUUCUAGUGCCACGUUGUUAUCAGACAUUGAAUAUCGCGUAUGUUCAUAAAUACAAUUGCUUAGUCAUUGGGACAAACUUGGGAACCAUAUUCCUUGAUAUCAAAUGUGGUGGUGUCGUGCAAAAAAACUGCUAUGAAAAAUUAGAAAGUAUGUGAAGAGUAGUAAUCUAUGUAUUUUGUACACUUAUCUCAAAAUUUUCUAGAUCGAAUAGGAGACUGUGAUGGAAACAGGCUCCAGCGUUUCAAAAGCCUGAAAAAGUCGCUUAGACGAACUUUCCGUCGAAAAAAAAAAGCGUUGGAAGCUGAUAGUGACAAGAAUCUCGCUAAAGACGAAGAGAGGAAAAUUGAAGACGAAGCAAUUUUUGUUGAAAGAAAAAUCGAGACACCGGAUGAAGAGUUAGACCGAAAACAUCCCGCGCGUAAGUUUCUUGCCUUUUCUCUCAACUUAUCGUUACAUUUUACGUCAGAAACGUUUUGACAUCUUGAAAAAUGUGAAACAAAAAAGACAAAGGGAAAUAAUGUUUUACUUCAGGAUUAUCAAGAGCAGUAACCUGCCUGAAAGCAAUGCGAUUUCCCCUUCUUGACGAAAAAAAUAUUGACGACGUGAUUGCAGUCGGUUUGAGUGAUGGUGUAGUACUAUUUUAUGCAAUAAGCGAACAUGAUAUUGAAUUACAAAUCAGCUACAAAGCGGAAGAAGUAACGAUACUCUCAGUUCAUGUUAAGCAGCCCAUUUUAAAUAUUGAUAUAACUAACGAAGACCUUUACGUAAUGUCUUCGCGUGAAGUACUUUUAAAUUAAAUUAAUUUCAGUUUUCUGCAACUACAAAUAUAGUAGUAAUGACUGAUGAGCAAGUGAGAGUAUAUAGUUGUCUGCCAAUGAGGAAGCAAGACAGUUACAAAGUGACAGCAUUAGAAGGAUUGAAAAUCAAAAAUGGAAGUGUUUCCAGAAUUGUUUCCAAAAAAAGUGAGUUUUCAUAUUAGUUUUAUGUUUCGCUGAUUUUCAGGCUCUAAUUCAUUUGAAUCCUUUAUUGUGGUGCUACUGAACGAUGGGAGCGUACGAAUUCAUGCUAUGAAGAACCUUACUCAAUUUAAAACAAGAUGUUUGAUCACCGUCAGUAGAAAGAAUUUGUGAAGAAUAGUAAAGGAUAACAUUUUUCAGCAUCACGAUGCCAUUGCAUUAAAUUCCUGCUGUCUGUCAAAAGACGGUACUAUGUCAUAUUUGGUAAGAUCAUCACAAUUGCAACGAAGUACAAUAAAUGCAAACUCAAGAGCUUGGCGCACAUCGAAGCAUCCUUACUGUGA